Molecule: messenger RNA, 4690 nt
Organism: Plectropomus leopardus (leopard coralgrouper)
Lineage: Eukaryota; Metazoa; Chordata; Actinopteri; Perciformes; Serranidae
Gene: rorc
Product: RAR-related orphan receptor C
Biological process (GO): regulation of transcription by RNA polymerase II
Cellular component (GO): nucleus
Molecular function (GO): RNA polymerase II cis-regulatory region sequence-specific DNA binding; zinc ion binding; nuclear receptor activity
Source: RefSeq, a predicted model, not a curated record
AGGGAGGCUGACAGAGAGGGGCGAGAGAAGAUGACGACCGAGUGUUGGGAGCCGCUGUAAGGGACAGGAAGGAGGCGAGAUGGCAGUGCAUGUUUUCAAGUGCUUGCGCCGGCCCGGGCGCUAGAGAAACCAACAGUGAGAGGUGUGUGAGUGUGUAGGGCCGCCCAGUGUUUUGACAGGAGAGUUAUGGAAUAUGAGGAGCCCGACGUGACCCCCGCUGACAACCCCAUCAAAAGAGGAGGAGCCGCGUCCAAGAAGACUCAUUUGACCCAGAUUGAAGUUAUCCCAUGCAAGAUCUGCGGUGAUAAGUCCUCUGGAGUGCAUUAUGGUGUCAUCACUUGUGAGGGCUGCAAGGGAUUUUUCCGGCGUAGCCAGCUCCCGACUGUAUCCUACUCCUGCUCCAGGCAGAACAACUGUCAGAUCGACCGGGCCAGCCGCAACCGCUGCCAACACUGCCGUCUGCAGAAGUGCUUAGCACAGGGCAUGAGCAGAGACGCGGUGAAGUUCGGACGGAUGUCCAAACGUCAGCGGGACUCUCUGAUUGCUGAAGUGGAAAGACACCGACAGCAGCAGCAACAGCAGCAGCUUCAGGGGGACGCCCAGUCUCUCUUGUCCUUCCCCAGCAAAGCCCGUCAGGACCGCUCCCCACAGCUCCUCCCGCCCAUGGCCUCAGCUUACUCCUUCACCGGGGAGGCCGAGCUGCUGUCCUACACGGCCGAUGUUCACCCUUACCUAGUGUACUCCCCGAGCGAGUCGCAGGUGUCGGGUAUGAUCUACCGAGGCUCCAGCAUAUCUCCCACAUCGAGAUCCCAGGGAAGGGGGGACAACAGUGGACACGCGGAUAUAAGAGGAUUUGACUCCAGACAGCCACCUCAUGACAUGGUGGCGAUUCAUCCCUACAAUCCUCUGGAGGAUCCUUACAGCCUCUACCCUCACUCCCUGAGAAACAUAGAUGAGCUGUGUGCCAGCAUCGUGCGUUCCCACAGAGAGACCAGCCAGUACAGAGUGGAGGAGCUGCAGGCUCUCAGAUGGAAACUGCUCAGCAGAGAUGAGAUCCAAGCUUACCAGAGCAAAUCGGUGGACGAGAUGUGGCAGCACUGCGCCAUUCGACUGACUGAAGCCGUGCAGUACGUGGUGGAGUUCGCAAAACACAUCCCAGGUUUCCGCAUGCUGAGCCAGAACGACCAGAUUGCUCUCCUGAAGACUGGCUCCAUGGAGGUGGUUCUGGUCAGGAUGAGCCGCUUCUUCAACACGGAGAACAACACCGUCUUCUUCGAUGGCAAAUUCGCUGGAGCCGAAGUCUUCAAGUCUUUGGCUUGUGGUGAUUUAAUCACAGCAGUGUUUGACUUUGCUCACGGUAUGUGCGCUCUAAAGCUCACUGAGCAGCAGAUCGCUCUCUUCAGCGCUCUGGUGCUGAUCAACGCAGAUCGUCCAUGUCUGGAGGACAGAGUCAGAGUUCAGCGAGUGCAAAGAAGCGUCGAGUUUGGACUCACACACAUUCUGCACCGAGACAGCCAAGAAAGUCUAAUGAACAAGCUGUACCAGAGGAUGGCAGUGUUGCGUUCACUGUGCAGUCUGCACAUGGAGAAGCUGCGCUGGUUCAGUCAGCGUUACCCGCUCACCGCUCACUCUCUGUUCCCUCCGCUCUACAAGGAGCUGUUCGCCUCUGAGGCGGAGCUGCUGCCGGGGACCACUCACUGAUGAUCCUCUCUAAUAUGCAAAGACACACACACACACACACACACAUAAACACACACAUUAUUUUGAGUCGUCACUUCCUGACAUAAUCUAUUUUUCUAAUAAUGAAAAUAAAUGAGAAAAGCACAAUAAUCGUAGCGUGUUAAGUAUUACUUCCAGCAGAGCUUUUUGGUAGAUUGUGUCAAAAAUUAAAUUUAAAUAUUUUGAUAGCUUAAACUUUUUUUGAUUAUUCCAGGGAAACAUGCAUUUUGUUGUUCUUUGACAGCACAUUGUCAGUGAGGUACAUCGUUCAUUUUCUCUCAGGAUGAGCUGCUUUGAGUUUCUGGGUGUCAGUGCGUUUGGAUGUAGAGAGUCAAAGAGGCAGGACACUGAUCGAUGUUUAUUGAACAUUAAUAUUGUAAUCCACACAAAAAAGAAUAUUCUCUACUUGCACAAUGUAGUGUGAUGAAUAUUUGUUUUACAAACUGCACGUCCGUUUACCUCCUCUCAAUUCUACAAUGACGUUACCUUCGGCUCCGACCUCAGUGAUCAAAGAGCUUUUUCGUCAUAAAGUUAGUGACUUCACUUUUCACAGUUAGAUUUUUACAUAUUGUUAAUAAUAUUUACUGUUUUUGUACUUUUUUUGAUUUUUGAUCAUUUUGAUGCUCACCUCAGUGUCUUAGAUAGUGGUAGUGGUGUUGGCUAGUCAUAGCACCAAUGUUAGCCUGACUUUCAGAGCGUAACUAACGUUGGGUUGCAAUGACUCUUUUAUACAAUAGACAUUUCAAUAUCUAUGUUUUUUACACUUAAUGCCAACAAUAGUAAAGUAAGUCAUGUACACUGUCUUGCAAAAGUGAGCUGUAAAGCUCCAUAGAGCUGAUCCUCCUAAAUUUUGGUGCUUUACUUCAUUUUAGUUGCUGGUUAGACUAGCUGACUGUCUCACCUUACUAUUAAAAUGAUCAAAAACACUAAAUUUGAAAAAAAAAAGGUAAAUACUACAGUGGAAACUGCUUGCAUUGAUUUCAUCUCGUAUUUUUACAGUUUUUGUCUUUUUUUUGUACAAUUAUUACAUGACUAUAAAGUAAUGAACAGCUUCACUAUUAACUCAAUUUAAUUAACUGUUUGGAAACAGUGCAGCUGCAUUAUCGAUCCACCUCAUUAGGUCGGCUUCAACCCCAAGUGCUUUGACUAUGUGCAUGGUUUUUUUGUCUCCAUCACUAGCAGCCGUAAGCCUCGCAGAGACUACGUUUUUCAAUGAGGGAAAAUGACUUUCCAUUUCCCAUCAUAAUUUAAAUGUGCAUGCAGCACCAGCCUCAGGUAGCAGUGCUGUAAGCAGACAGGAGUUAAGUUAAAAAAUAGACUUGAAGUUUUAAAUUGGUUUCCAUAUAUUGUCAUGAAAGACCUAAAACUGCAAGCAGACUACUUGAUUUCUAUAAGGGAAUUCUUUAGGCAGCGUCUGUAUAAGAAUGGUUCUGUCUCAAGCUUUUUUCCACAUAAGUGACUAAAUCUGCCGGGGAGUCUGUGGGUCCCUACCACAAAAAAAAAAUUCAACUUAAGAACUAAUUUCCAUUACAUUAUUUAUCAUAAGCAUUUACAGCUAAACAUUAUACUAUAUGAAUAUGCAAUAAAUGAAAUAUAGUACUGUCUACAUAAAUGACUGACACUUUAAAACUCAUAUUACAUCCUAGUUUUCCAUAUAUUACUUGAACCUGAAGUAGCCUAAUAAUAAUGUCAAUUUGCUUAGUUUAUUUUUAAUUACACUUGCUUAUGGUCAUUUUAGACAGGGUGUGUGGCUGCCCGUCAUAGCAUAGCAAUUAUUUAAUAGGCUAUAGGUAAUAUAUAUUUUCUUAAUAUAUUGGUGGGGUUUGUAUUAACAAUAUCUGAUCAUAAUUUAUUUAUAAAGCACAUUUAAAAACAGUCGCAGUUGACCAAAGUUCCUUACAAUUAAAAUAAACAACUAUAAAAACAACAAAACACAAAAGAGGGUAGAAAAGAAAUAUACAAAGCUAACUGUGAAAAGUGAAUCAACUAACUUAAUAGUGACAAAGCUGUCAGAGGUCAGAGACGAAGGUGACUGGUAGAAAUGACUCAAACAGACUAUUUGUGAAAUGGAUAUGUCACACUUCAUUGUGCAAGAAAUUAACUAACCUGUAGAAAUCGUGAAAAAAAAGGUUCCUAGCUUGUCCCUCUGUAAAUGCCAUGAGUUGGAAUCAAUUUGGAAUAAAAAUAGACUCAAUAUAAAGUAAAAACGUGAAACAUAAAAAGUCAAACAAGAUUCAAACAGAUUAAGACACAAGGGAAACAUAAUCCAGCAACAACACAUGUGCAGGCCCAUGAGAAACAACCAUCACAUUCCAGCACAAAACAACAACAUGAAGCAAUCAGAAUUAUAAUCAUGUGUUCAGACUUGAUUCAACAGUACUGUUACAGAUGUUGACUGCAGUUUCAUAAGAUAACUAAAAUUACACAACCCAACUCUAAACCACCAGUUGUUUCCAAACUCGCCUGAGGUGCUCUCUCUUUCAGGAACCUGCAAAAUACGCAGCACCCACAUAUUUCAUAUUUGAAUUUAAUACAGCUUGCCUCUUGGUACGUAUGCAUCUGCAGAGAAAUGUCUCUCCUCAGGUUGAUGUUGCUGAGUCCAACAAAGCAGCAUUACCUCUAAAAUGUUCCCCUUUGUGUUUGAAUAAUUCCUCACAGGCUUUUAUAUCUCUUGAGCUUUGAAAAGAAUUUGCAUUAAAUGUAGAAAUUAAAGUAAAAAUGUGAGCGCUGCAGUAGAAGUCUCUUCCUCUGUGUGCAAACUUUUCCUCUUUAUUUUUUUCCACAUUAACUUGUUUUGUUUUCUUUGCAUAUCUUUGAAUAAAGCCAUGAGCGAAGAGAAAAUGAUGAGCGGUUUCAGCAUUAAGUACUGUAUGUCAGGAUGUAGUCCUCUCUGUUCCCGGAACAGCUGAGAAUAUAAUGAAGAUAAUUCCAUGUUAAUCUUCAAAUAAACUGCUGAGGCUGUGACACCAAG